AUGUCGGACAAGAAGAACGAAGACUACUCGGUUCGCAUGCCGGACUCGCCUCGGGAGAAGGAUCCAUUCGUCUUUGCCGGCCAGAGGUCACCUCCCCAUUCUCAUCGGCAGCAACAUCCAUCAACGGCAUCCGUGUCUAGGCCUGAGAACAGCCCGCCGCUAUCGAUUGUGGCCUACUGCCUGUCAUCGAUUAGCAUGACGAUUGUUAAUAAAUAUGUCGUCUCUGGGUCGGAAUGGAACCUCAACUUUUUCUAUCUCGCUGUUCAGGCUACCGUAUGCAUUGUUACUAUCGUCCUCUGCAAGCAGGUUGGCCUGAUAAGGAACAUGUCGCCGUUUGAUUCGAACAAGGCAAAAAAAUGGUUUCCCAUCUCGCUCCUCCUCGUCGGCAUGAUUUAUACGGGCACGAAAACGCUUCAGUUCCUCUUAGUGCCCGUCUACACAAUCUUCAAGAACCUGACCAUCAUUGUCAUUGCGUACGGCGAGGUUCUGUGCUCCGUGGUAGCAGCCUGGGCCGAUAUCCAAAACGACAUCCACGGAGGCUUUGGGGAGUCGGCCGACGCGUCGGCUGCCAUCUCGGCCCUCAACGCGGGAUAUGCGUGGAUGGGACUGAAUGUCUUCUGCUCAGCCUCGUAUACACUCGGCCAGAAGGAAGUCGUCAAGAAACUGAACUUUAAGGAUCGAGACAGGCGAAAUGCUAUUGUGAUCCGGCAGCCAUGCUCUACUAAUCUCCUCUCGAUUCCCGUCCUGAUUAUCUGCUCCCCAGUCGCCGAAGCCUGGUCCGCCGACAACAUCCACAAGAACUUCCCCGGCCUCAUCUUCUUCGUCGCCCCCGUCACCUUCGGCAGCGUCUCGGCCAUCGCCCUCGCCCUCGUCAGCGGCAUCAUCUACGCCCGGGCCAGGAUCCGGCAGGCCGCGGCCGCGAAGAUAUCGCUGCCAACCGUCCAACCGGCCGUGAGCGUGAGUUCGCAGAGUAUCCGGGAUGCCAAUUCUUAG
Messenger RNA from Phialemonium atrogriseum, 993 nucleotides. RefSeq lists its product as uncharacterized. The coding region runs from base 1 to 993 and encodes 330 amino acids. The record is from RefSeq and is a predicted model, not a curated record. Gene Ontology annotation, cellular component: Golgi apparatus. The transcript is spliced from 6 exons. Gene Ontology annotation, molecular function: GDP-fucose transmembrane transporter activity; antiporter activity. Lineage: Eukaryota; Fungi; Ascomycota; Sordariomycetes; Cephalothecales; Cephalothecaceae.